AUGUCGGCGUCACUAGCCCCCCAGUGCAAUAAGGCUAAAGAGCGCUAUGACACUUGCUUUUUGAAAUGGUAUAGCGAAAAAUACUUACGAGGAAAUGGAACUCAAGACGACUGUAUAACACUUUUUAAAGAAUACAAUUCUUGCUUGUCGGUUGCUUUGAAGGAUCGCGGAAUUGAUAAAAUGCUCGAGGAGGCUCGUGAUGAUCACAGGGGGAAUGAUUCUAUUAACUUAAGCAAAUGUAGGACUAAACGAUUGGGAAAUCCACUGACUAACAAAUUUAAGGAAUGGCAUUUUUUUAACGUCCUAUUUGAGUCCAUGAAUAUAAAAGAUAAGGAAUGGUAUUAA
This is a messenger RNA of Blumeria graminis f. sp. triticale, 345 nucleotides long. Lineage: Eukaryota; Fungi; Ascomycota; Leotiomycetes; Helotiales; Erysiphaceae. The record is from the annotation of a GenBank genome assembly.